Molecule: messenger RNA, 1686 nt
Organism: Hydra vulgaris (swiftwater hydra)
Lineage: Eukaryota; Metazoa; Cnidaria; Hydrozoa; Anthoathecata; Hydridae
Source: RefSeq, a predicted model, not a curated record
AUGGUAGAUCUUAACAAUAUUUUUAAGAUAGAAAAAAGAUAUGUUGAUAUUAAUGCCUUUAAAGAUGUACUAAUUAUGGGAGAUUUCAAUUUCCCAGCCAUUAAAUGGUCAAACGGUAGUAUAGCAUCAAUUUCAAAGAAAAGUGAAUAUAAGCAGCUAUGCAAAUUAUUAAAAACAGAAAUAUACAAUGCUCGAGUAUUAUUUGAAAAAAAUCUAGUGUUAAGGUCUAAACUUAAUCCUAAACUUCUAUGCAAGUAUUUAAACAGUACAAAUUCAAUAAAAGAUCCAAUAAAGGCCAUAAUAACGCCUAAUGGUGAUUUAUCGCAUGAACCAAAUAAAAUAGUAAAUUGUCUAAAUAAACAUUUUCAGGAUGUCUUCACUAUUGAAGAAAAAGGAGAUCUUCCACCGUUUCAUCUCGAAUUAAAUGAUGUAUAUAAAUUUGAAGAUAUUGAAUCAGAUGAUAUUAGCUUUGAGUUAGUUUUAUCUAAACUUAACUCACUAAAAGACAAUAAAUCACCUGGACCUGAUAAACUUUGUUCAAUAGUCCUCAAGAGUUGUGCUAUAUCGUUUACUUUACCCCUAACUCUUAUAUUUAGAGAAUCGCUUAAAGCCAGUCAACUACCAAUACAAUUCAAGUCAGCAAAUGUAACACCGAUACAUAAAAAAGGCCAUAAAACAGUGGCCAGCAAUUAUUACCCUGAUUCAUUAACUUCUAUUCCUUGCAAAAUAUUAGAAUCUAUUCUAAGAGAAAGAAUUGAAAAACAUCUUUACAAAAACAUUUUAUUAACAAUCCAACAGCAUGGUUUUGUAAAAGGCAAAUCUUGUACCACAAAUUUGCUAGAAACUCUUGACUUUAUUUCCUCACACAACAGCAAUGGUUUACCUGUUGAUGUAGUAAUGCUAGACUUUGCUAAAGCUUUUGAUAGUGUUCCUCACAAGAGACUUUUUGCUAAAUUGAAUGCAUAUGGUAUUAAUGGCUUAGCUCUAAAACGGAUGGAAGCUUUUCUAAAUAAUAUAAGACAAAGAAUAGUUCUUGAUGAAUUUGUUUCUGAGUGGGUAACUUUAGACGAGUGUACCUCAAGUCUGCAGAGGGAUUUGGAUGUAUCAUUUAAAUGGACAGAAGACUGGCUUUUAAAGUUCAAUGUUGAUAAAUGCGUAGUAAUGCACUAUGGAGUAAACAACAAAAAGAACCCUCUAUACAUUAGCGGCAUAAAGUUACCAGAAUCAAACAGCGUAAAAGAUCUAGAUGUAAUAUUUUCUAAAAAUCUCAAGUGGAAAGAUCAAGUUAUGUAUGUAUCAAAUAAUGCAAACAGAAUGUUAGGUCGAAUCAAAAAAUCAUUUGUGAGAUUGGACUGUUAUUUACUUAAAUCACUCUAUGUAACCUUUAUUUGUCCUUUUCUAGAAUUCUCAGUUCCAGUAUGGUCCCCGUAUCAAAGAGGUGACUGUAAAGUAAUUGAACAAGUGCAGCGUCGAGCCACCAAACUGAUUAAAUCAAUUAGGUGUUUCAGUUAUGAGGAUCGAUUAAAAGUUUUGAAAUUGACAACUUUAACUAAACAAAGAGAAAAAGGUGAUAUGAUCCAUCGAUUUAAAAUAAUGAACAAUGUUAAUAUAACUUACAAACUAUUCAAAAUCAUGCUAGAGGUCACUGUUUCAAAUAUUAUAGGGAAACAACAAAAAAUCUGCUAA